Messenger RNA from Trematomus bernacchii (emerald rockcod), 1521 nucleotides. Its product is annotated as melanopsin-A-like. Gene Ontology annotation, molecular function: G protein-coupled receptor activity. Bases 7 to 1521 code for a protein of 504 amino acids. Gene Ontology annotation, biological process: G protein-coupled receptor signaling pathway; visual perception. The transcript has 10 exons. The record is from RefSeq and is a predicted model, not a curated record. Lineage: Eukaryota; Metazoa; Chordata; Actinopteri; Perciformes; Nototheniidae. Gene Ontology annotation, cellular component: membrane.
GUGGCGAUGGCGCACGAGGCUCCGCACCCGUUCCCCACGGUGGACGUUCCCGACCACGCGCACUACACCAUUGGCUCGGUCAUCCUCGCCAUCGGCAUCACCGGCAUGAUCGGAAACCUCCUGGUGAUCUACGCCUUCAGCAAGAGUCGCAGUCUGAGGACCCCGGCCAACAUGUUCAUCAUUAACUUGGCGAUCACCGACCUGCUGAUGUGCGUCACUCAGGCGCCCAUCUUCUUCACCACCAGCAUGCACAAGAGGUGGAUCUUCGGAGAGAAAUGCUGCGAGGUGUAUGCGUUCUGUGGCGCUCUCUUCGGGAUCUGCUCCAUGAUCACGCUGACAGUGAUCGCCAUUGACCGAUACUUCGUCAUCACGCGACCUCUGACCUCCAUUGGGGUGCUGUCACGAAGACGAGCGUUCUUCGUCCUCCUGGGCGCCUGGACCUACUCGCUGGCCUGGAGCCUGCCGCCAUUCUUCGGCUGGAGUGCGUACGUCCCUGAGGGUCUGCUGACGUCCUGCAGCUGGGACUACAUGACCUUCACCCCGUCGGUGCGAGCGUACACCAUGCUGCUCUUCAUCUUCGUCUUCUUCCUACCACUCUUCAUCAUCAUCUACUGUUACUUCUUCAUCUUCCGCGCCAUUCGCAGCACCACCCAGGCUGUGGGGAUGUCUGGCAGCAUCCACAGUCACGGCAGCACUCGGGACUCGACGAAGAAGUUCCAGCGUGUGCAGAGCGAGUGGAAGUUGGCGAAGAUCGCUCUGAUCGUCAUCCUGCUGUACGUCGUGUCCUGGUCCCCCUACUCCGCCGUCGCUCUCACCGCCUUCUCAGGGUACGCAGACAUGUUGACUCCCUACAUGAACUCUGUGCCCGCCGUCAUCGCCAAGGCCUCCGCCAUCCACAACCCCAUCAUCUACGCCAUCACACACCCCAAAUACAGGAUAGCGUUAGCGAAGUACAUCCCGGGUCUCGGCACUCUGCUCUGCGUCCAUCCUCGAGACCUCCGCUCCGCCAGCAGCAGCUUCGUGUCGACGCGCCGCUCCACCGUCACCAGCCAGACCUCCGACGUCAGCAACCACGCGAGGUCGCAGAGCUACAGCAAGACCCGCCUCUCCUCCGUCUCCGACAGCGAAUCGGGUCUGACAGAUAUCGAGGCUGAUGGGUCCAGCAUGGGGUCGCGACCCGCCAGCCGCCAGGUCUCCUGUGACAUCAGCAGAGACACCGCUGAGCUCCCAGAGUUCAAACCCUCCGCCAGCUUCAAGUCCAAGAUCAAGAGCCACGACUCGGGGAUAUUCGAAAAGGCGUCCUGUGAUCCUGAUAUUUCCACGGCAGGAGUCAGUGAACGCAGCAGUGUCCCAAAUACGGAAGAGGCGGAGGUACACGUGAGGAGAGGCACGCUUGGUCGAAUCCCAAGUAUCGUCAUCACCUCGGAGUCCAGCCCCUUCCUUCCCAUUGGACGAAACGGCUCCUACAAUGGCCGAUCAAAGACAGCCAAUCACAGCAACACAGGGGAGGGGCCUGGGUAG